This is a messenger RNA of Cyprinus carpio (common carp), 2874 nucleotides long. RefSeq names its product cytochrome P450 2J4-like. The transcript is spliced from 10 exons. The record is from RefSeq and is a predicted model, not a curated record. Bases 1110 to 2708 code for a protein of 532 amino acids. Lineage: Eukaryota; Metazoa; Chordata; Actinopteri; Cypriniformes; Cyprinidae. Gene Ontology annotation, cellular component: intracellular membrane-bounded organelle; cytoplasm. Gene Ontology annotation, molecular function: iron ion binding; heme binding; oxidoreductase activity, acting on paired donors, with incorporation or reduction of molecular oxygen, reduced flavin or flavoprotein as one donor, and incorporation of one atom of oxygen. Gene Ontology annotation, biological process: xenobiotic metabolic process.
UCUGUAGUCUGACUAUAGUCAUGCAGGCACAUGUGUAGCAGAAUUUCUUCUAUUUUAGGCUACUAAUUUAUUUCCAGACUUUAUGAGAUGUGUUUGUCAAAUAAUGGAGUACUCUAAUAUAUAUGAUGAUACUAAAAACGGAAAAUGUUUGUAAAGGAAAAUAUAGUCUCUUUAUUAGAAAAUGGUUCAGUCCAGGUCAAGGUUGAAUGUCCUAAACCUUUGUACUCUGUGCUGUCUCUCGGAUGGAAGAGGUAUGUUUUCCAAGUUAGAGUUCAAAGAACUUAGCACUCAAUACACACAUUUGCUAUCUUACACUCAAUGCAUACAUUGUAUAUCAAUUAAGGCAAAAAGAUAUGGAAGAUAACAAAGUAGAUCAGAGCCCACACAGUUGCACAGUGUUCGAAACUAUAACUGCACACUUGUUAGCAGCUCAACUAUUCAGACGGGUCUUUGUUUUGUUUUGGAGAUAUGUAUUUAUUAAAGUGAUAAAUAUGCAUAAUGACAAUAGGCUGCUUAUUUGUGGUCUAUAAACCAUCUGAUGCUGACACUCCAGCGAUCUAUGGUUACACGAACAUGACCAAUUCUUCAUUCUAAUCUAAUUGGCAGCUAUUGAAAAUUCUUUCCUUAAUUGCUUUAUGGUAGCAUUAUCUUAAAAUACUGUUGAUAUGCUGAUUUUGUAAUUAUGGAUAUCAAGUUUUGUGGUCUAUUUAUGAUAUGAUCAGAUGCUGGGGGCCCCACCAGGCGACAAUCGACCUUUGUGCGCCCUAUUUCCCUGAUGGACGCUAGAAGCUCGAGCAUGAACACAUAAUGCACAUGUUAUAUAACAUAUAUAAUAUUAUAUAAUAUCUGUCUUUCGAAGGUGGUGGGUUUAACGCAACAUCACCUCGGGUGUCAUAGAUCACGUUUACAAUAAAACCGUAUCAAGUACCGAAGCGAAUUGGAAGCAAAGUGAAUUGUGUUGUUUUGAGGAGCUUCUGUAUUAAUCUAACUAGUUAUCAGACAUUGCAGACCGUCUACAGUAGGCUGCGUAUGUAGUAAAUGGUUGUGUUUCUUCAGGUUUACUGAAUAAAUUUGGAAACAAACUGGUCUGAACACUGGUAUCAGUAAGCAUGGCGUCAGUGCUGUCACAGCUGAUGGGUCAGUGGAUGGAUGUUCAGGGUCUCCUGAUAUUUCUGUGUGUGCUGUUGCUGGUGAAACACCUGCGAGAUGUUCUUACAAACAACAUGCCGCCAGGACCCUUCCCUCUGCCUUUGGUUGGAAACGUACUGAAUAUAGGCUUUAGUGAUCCAAUGGAGGUUUUUCCGAAGAUUGCUGAGAGGUAUGGAGAUGUGAGCACACUGUAUCUGGGAAACAAACCUUGCAUACUGCUUACUGGAUACGAGAGUUUCAAAGAGGCGUUUGUGGAGCAGGCGGACAUCUUCACAGACCGGCCGUACUUCCCUGUGAAUGACAGGAUCUGUAAAGGACAAGGUCUGAUCUUCUCCAGUGGACACAUGUGGCGUCAUCAAAGGCGUUUUGCUCUGGCAACGCUGAAGUAUUUUGGUGUGGGCAAGAAAACUCUAGAAAACUCCAUCCUGCAGGAGUGUCUCAUUGUUUGUAGUGCUUUGCAAACCAAGCAAGGUUUGCCAUUCAACCCUCAUCACCUCUUGAGCUGCGCAGUGGGCAACAUAAUAUGCAGCCUGGUUUUUGGCUACAAGUUUGAGUAUGACGACCAUCAUUUUCAUGAGCUGCUGCAGUAUUCAGAUGAAACCUUUAAGCUACCUAUCAAUGUCUGGGGCCGGUUGUAUAACACGUUUCCCGCUCUGAUGUCCCUGCUGCCAGGAAAGCACCAGACUGCAUUUGCCAACCUUUCCAAGCUUAAGCUCUUUUUUAAGGAGGAAAUCAGGAAGCACAAAGAGGACCGAAACCCAUCUAGUCCUAGAGACUACAUUGACUGUUAUCUCGAGGAAAUUGAGAAGUGUAAGGACAAUGAGGCGGAAUUCACUGAGGAAAACCUCAUACACUGUGUGUUGGAUCUCUUUGGAGCAGGAACCGAAAGCACUGCAAAAUCACUCAGCUGGGCUUUACUCUACAUGGCCAAGUUUCCAGAAGUGCAAGAGAAAGUCCAUUCUGAGAUUGAUCAGGUGAUUGGACAGACACGUCAGCCCUUGAUGGAAGACCGGGCACAUCUGCCAUACACCUACGCAGUGAUGCAUGAGAUUCUGAGGUUCGCAAAUGUUCUUGCCUUCAUUCCACCGAGAGUUGCCAGCAAAGACACCACAGUAGCAGGAUGUCUCAUACCAAAGGGUGUGAUGGUGCUGCCAAUGCUGAAGCCAAUUCUGGAGGACAAGAAUGAAUAUCACAAUCCAUAUGAGUUCAAUCCUGCUCACUUUCUGGAUGAAGAUGGCAAAUUUCUGAAGAAAGAAAAUUUCAUUCCCUUUUCAAUAGUUAUUAAAGAUGACUGUAAGGACGUGCCACCAUGUGGAAGCAAGGUGAUUGGCCACUUUCCGGUUGUCAAACAGGAUUCAGGAGAUUCAGAAGAGGUGUUCUGUAAACCAGUAAGUGAGUGCAGCACUCUGAUGUCAUGCCAUGAUCAAGACAUCAAGAAUGUUAGCAGUGUUUGCAAAGGCAGGCAGUCAUGUGGAAACAAGAUGAUCGUGUGCUUUCCUGCUCUCAAACUGGAUUCAGAAGGGCCUUGCUGCAAGCCAGUUCAUGCCCUUGCAAUUUAAAGCAUGCUGUGAUUACUGUAUAUUGUGAUGACUGCUGUUCUUAGAUUACAGAAGUUAUAGAUCAAGCAGGAAGUUAUGUCUGUUUAUUUACUGUAACAGCUUAAACUACAAAGGAACUACAAAUGGUAAUACAAACAACUUUCAUCAAUAAACAUAUUCAGAAAAU